This is a messenger RNA of Debaryomyces hansenii CBS767, 900 nucleotides long. RefSeq lists its product as uncharacterized. The record is from RefSeq and is a predicted model, not a curated record. The coding region runs from base 1 to 900 and encodes 299 amino acids. The transcript has a single exon. NCBI's taxonomy places the organism in Eukaryota, Fungi, Ascomycota, Pichiomycetes, Serinales, Debaryomycetaceae.
AUGUUUCCAAGAGCAAAGAUACCUUAUAGAAGUGUCCGUUUGACAGCUCAACAGGCAUCGAAUAAAGGGAGGUUCUUUUCUUCAAAGCCUCCCAAGACAGAAGAUGGUAUAUAUUCAUACUCAGGUACACAUAUAAAUUCCCAUUCACUCUCGCCAUCACUGCCAACUAUGAAUAAACAUAAGAAUAAAUACAUACCGUUCAAAGAUUUCCCCAAGGCGCCAGAAAGCAUAUUAAAACAAACAGCAGAAGAGUUAUUUUCAAAUAUAAAUAUGAAACCAACGGCGCAGAUGAGCGGAGCCACCGAUAACUUUGUAGAUUUCUCGAUUCCGGAUAAAUAUCUCAAAAGUCAGAUUAAGGAUGAAGUGACGGAGAAGGACAAGGCAUUAGUGGAAGAGCUCGAUAACUUUUUGAAAUCUAACGAUCAACUCGAGCAGGCACAGUCACAGUUGAAUUUUAUCAAACUAUAUUACGACCAGGACACUAAUCUGUACCAGCCAUUACCGGAGCACACGUUGAAAAAGUCAUUAUCGGGGAUGAUUAAUUUGAAUCCGUCGUUAAACGAUAUUGACGACGAGUAUUUAUGGAAUUUAAUACCUAAGGACAAGACCUUCGGUAGUCCUCCUUUUGAGCAGUCAAUAGCUAAGGAUGGGUUUAAAAAAUGGGAAAAAGUGCAAUUACAAAAACAUAAGACAGAAAUCAAGGAAGAGGAAAUCAACAAUAAGGAGUUUGAAGAUUUUAAACAGUUGUUGCAUAACUCCAAGACGUUUUUCAAAGUGAAUUCUUCUGGUCGUAGAAAGUUGGACAGAAAGUUAUUGAAGAGAUACAAGCAGUUAAAGCAACAAGGUAAAAUUCCUAAAGAUUUCAACUUAAUCAAGUUUAAUGAUGAUAAUGAUUUAUAA